Molecule: messenger RNA, 2544 nt
Organism: Erigeron canadensis
Lineage: Eukaryota; Viridiplantae; Streptophyta; Magnoliopsida; Asterales; Asteraceae
Exons: 5
Coding region: 1-2544 (847 amino acids)
Molecular function (GO): serine-type endopeptidase inhibitor activity
Source: RefSeq, a predicted model, not a curated record
AUGGCCACAGAAGGUAGCCGUAAGAAGCUAAAGACGAUCGAUUUGACCACUACUACAUAUCGGGAAAAGCUCAUCUCCACAAGCACCAUAUCAGCCAAAACCAACACCGUUGCCACAAGAAUUUUACUUGAUGAUGCCCACAAUGGUUUCAAGAAUGGGAAUUUCGUUUGUUUGCCAUUUUCACUUGAGACCGUGUUGGGAAUGCUUGCUGCUGGAGCCCAAGGCAAAACGUUGGAACAGUUGUUGGAAUUCCUUGGACAUGAAACUAUCGACCAACUUCUUUCUGAGUCUCCGAGUGCCAAACUUCUUGCACAACUUUUAUCAAACUCAAACGGAGGGGGUCUUGAUAUCGGUUUAGCAAAUGAGAUUUGGGUGGACAAGAAUCUGUUCAAUCGUGUUCAGCCUUGUUACAAGGAGGUUCUGAAAAGUGUUUACAAAACAAAAGCCAGAUUUGUGGACUUUACAAAUAAGCCUGAUAAAUCGGCCGAAAAAAUAAAUUCGUGGGUAAACAAGAAGACUAGAGGUGUGAUCCCCACUAUUGUUAAUGUGGGAGAUUUGGAAGGUGUGGUGAUUGCCCUUGCGAACGCCUUGUAUUUUAAAGGGUUAUGGUUUGAACCGUUUGAUACAGAGUUUACAGAGGAGAAAGACUUUCAUCUCAUGAAUGGAGAGACUGUUUUGGUCCCCUUUAUGACUAGCUAUAAGGACUUCGACUAUGGUUCUUUUGAAGGUUGCCAAAUCCUCAAAAAUCCGUAUGAAAGUAGUGAAGGCCAAUCGAACAAAUUCUCCAUGUAUAUCUUUCUUCCCGAUAGGAAAGAUGGAUUGAAGGAGCUCCUACAACUUUUUCAUUCUGAUCCUGCUUUAUUUCAUACGAAAUUUUACCUUGAUUUCACUGAAUUCAAUGAGCUACGAAUACCCAAGUUCACGAUAUCCAGUAAGUUUGAACCUAGAGAUGCUAUGGAACAAAUGGGAUUGACAUUGCCUUUCCAACCAAAGAAUAUGGAGCUUAACAGGAUCCUAGAGUCUAGAAAUCCCGGUGAUGGUAUGCUUUAUGUAUCGAAAAUACUUCAGAAAUCCUUUAUUGAAGUUGACGAGAAAGGAACAGAUGCCGCUGCUUGUAGUUCACUGAUGUUUGAAGUGGAGGAGUGUUGUCAGGAAGAUACACCUCUGCCUCUAAAACCAAGGUUAUCACAAGAAUUGUACUUGAUGAUCGAUGCCCGCAAUGGUUUCAAGAAUGGAAAUUUCGUUUGUUCUCCUUUUUCACUUGAGACGUUGUUGGGAAUGCUUGCUGCAGGAGCCGACGGCAAGACAUUGAAACAAUUGUUGAAAUUCCUUGGACAUGAAACUAUCGACCAACUUCUUUUCGAGUCACCAAGUGCCAAACUUCUUGCACAGCUUUUAUCAAACUCAAAAAGUAGUGAUACUGGAGAUAGUCUUGACAUCGGUUUAGCAAAUGCAAUUUGGGUUGACAAGAAACUGAAUGGUCAAGUUCAAUCCUCUUACAAAGAGUCUCUUAAAACCGUUUACAAUGCAAAACUAAAAUUUUUAGACUUUACACACAAGCCUGGUGAAUCUGCGGAAAAGAUAAAUUCAUGGGUAUACAAGAAAACUAGAGGUUUAAUCCCAAAUAUUGUUGAUGCGGGGGAUUUGGAUGGUGUGGUGAUUGCCCUUGCGAAUGCCUUGUAUUUUAAAGGCUUAUGGUCUGAGCCAUUCAAUACAAAGUAUACAGAGGAGAAAGACUUUCAUCUCAUGAAUGGGGAGACUGUUUCUGUCCCUUUUAUGUCUAGAUUUAAAGGGUUCAACUAUGGUUCUUUUGGAGGUUGUCAAAUCCUCAAAAUUCCGUAUGAAAGUGAAGGCCAGUCGAACAAAUUCUCCAUGUAUAUCUUUCUUCCCGAUAGGAAAGAUGGAUUGAGGGAGCUCCUACAAGUUUUUCAUUCUGAUCCUGCUUUAUUUCAUACGAGAUUUUACCUUGAUUGGACUCGAUUCGAUGAGCUAUGGAUACCCAAGUUCAAGAUAUCCAAUGAAUUUGAACUUAAAGAUGCUAUGAAACAAAUGGGAUUGACAUUGCCUUUCCAACCUAUGAAUAUGGAGCUUAACAAGAUCCUAGAGUCUAGAAAUCCUGGUGAUGGUAUGCUUUAUGUAUCGAAAAUACUUCAGAAAUCCUUUAUUGAAGUUGAUGAAAAAGGAACAGAAGCCGCUGCUUGUAGUUUCAUGUCAGUUGAAAUAGGUGCGUGUGCGCAAAGAACACCUCCGCCUCCAAAACCAAGGUUUGUGGCGGACCAUCUGUUCAUGUUCAUGAUAAGAGAAGACACUUCUCUAGUUGUUUUCUUCAUCGGAGUGGUACUCAAUCCCAACACUAUGGAUUUGGGACUGCAUCAAAAAUAUCACGAAGUGAAAAUCGGUGUCUCGGCCUUCUAUGCCUAUGCCUCCAGGGAUGGAUCCAAUUUCCUGUCUUUUUUUGGAAUCGUUGAUAAGGUUUUUUCUCGUGUCUCUGAUUUCCGUAAUUGGCUCAGAUUUUUUCAACCUUCGUGUAAUCUUAGAAGGUAA